AUCAGUUCUGGCUAUUGACUGAGUUGUAAGAUUCUCAAAAUUGCCAGACACCAUCCUACGAAUUCACCUUCUUCUCUUCAGCCACGCUCCCUCGACACAUAAACUCAAGAAUAAGCCAAUAUGGGUCGUAUGCACUCCAAGGGAAAAGGUAUUGCCUCAUCGGCUUUGCCAUACCGCCGUACACCACCUUCAUGGCUCAAGACAACGCCUGAAGAUGUCUGCAAAGAAAUCAUCAAACUUGCACGUAAGGGUAUGACCCCUUCCCAAAUUGGUGUUCAAUUGCGUGAUAGCCAAGGUGUUGCUCAAGUUCGUUUCGUUACCGGUAACAAGGUUUUGCGUAUCCUCAAAUCCGAAGGUUUGGCCCCUCAAAUCCCUGAAGAUUUGUACCACUUGAUCAAGAAGGCCGUCUCUAUGCGUAAGCACUUGGAACGUAACCGCAAGGACAUGUCAUCCAAAUACAACUUGGUCUUGAUCGAAAGUCGUAUCCACCGUUUGGCACGUUACUACCGCACAAAGGGUGCUUUGCCCGCUACAUGGAAAUACGAAAGCUCGACAGCCAGCACUUUGGUCGCCUAAGUCGGUCGUUUCGUUUUCUCAUUAUUCCAUGUCGUAUACACUUUCACCGCGUUUUGGGUACAACUCUGGCGCAACCAUUCACCACCAUGUCCUUUUCGAGAUUCAGUCAUGCUAGGCUUUGGCAUCACGUUUAGGACACAAUUGUAUGAUUGAUAACAUUUACACAACUACAUCAAAAUGGCAUUUUAUUGCAGCAGAUAUCAUGAACGGUUUUGCUAUGUGUGCGAAUUUCUGUGGAUUUGAGUGAAGUUGAGAGGGGAGGGAUCUUUGAAGAGAAGAGUGUGGUUUGCAUUGCUGAGACUGCGAUUUGUGUGAUGCCAAGAAGGGAUGCACCUGAUUUUUAC
Molecule: messenger RNA, 920 nt
Organism: Meira miltonrushii
Lineage: Eukaryota; Fungi; Basidiomycota; Exobasidiomycetes; Exobasidiales; Brachybasidiaceae
Product: putative 40s ribosomal protein S13.e
Exons: 2
Coding region: 121-576 (151 amino acids)
Biological process (GO): translation
Cellular component (GO): cytosolic small ribosomal subunit; ribosome; nucleolus
Molecular function (GO): structural constituent of ribosome; small ribosomal subunit rRNA binding
Source: RefSeq, a predicted model, not a curated record